Messenger RNA from Tremella mesenterica DSM 1558, 363 nucleotides. RefSeq lists its product as uncharacterized. The transcript has a single exon. The record is from RefSeq and is a predicted model, not a curated record. Lineage: Eukaryota; Fungi; Basidiomycota; Tremellomycetes; Tremellales; Tremellaceae. The coding region runs from base 1 to 363 and encodes 120 amino acids.
AUGCUACCUCAGUCCAGAACACGAUCCCUAUCCCUCGCUCGAUCCCCUACCGUCCUAACUUCCCCCAACAUCUACUCCGCCCACUCUUCUCAAGCAUACGAGACAUAUGAACUUUCCCGUAGAUUGAGUGACGUAGAAGAGGACGGAGAAAAAGUCGUUUCUCCUCUUUUGAACGUUCCUCUAGGUAUGGAGGAAGAAGGAAUGACUCGAAGGGUUCCGGAGAUAAGGAUGGAGAUACAGGAUGAACAAGUCUUCGAAAGGCCUGAUGCUGUUGAGAUGUUAGGUAUUGGGUUGAGUACUGGAAUGGUUGCGAUAUUGGCCGUGAUGGCGUUUAUGACUACUAUUUAUAACUGGGUUUUGUGA